Molecule: messenger RNA, 5152 nt
Organism: Aricia agestis (brown argus)
Lineage: Eukaryota; Metazoa; Arthropoda; Insecta; Lepidoptera; Lycaenidae
Product: ribosomal protein S6 kinase alpha-5-like
Exons: 18
Coding region: 505-4215 (1236 amino acids)
Biological process (GO): protein phosphorylation; regulation of DNA-templated transcription
Molecular function (GO): protein serine/threonine kinase activity; ATP binding
Source: RefSeq, a predicted model, not a curated record
UACGUCAUACAGUUGAAUCGUGAUCGGCGUCGCCGACUCUCGUCUUUUUAACGCUAAAUAACAAGUUUUACACACAAAAUAAACACUUAUCUAAAACUGUGGACAUAUUUGUGACUUUGUGCUCCCUUGGGGCCCAUUUAUGUAUUGUGUAUGAACAAAAUGGACGGGUAAACCAGUGCAGUGACAAAUACUAUUUUUAGAUCGCCAAAGGCGCGGUAACUGUAUUUCGUGUUAUAAAUCCUAAAGAGUACGUCAGAGACAUUCAUAAUUGUUGAUAUAUUGCGCUUCAGUAAUAUACAAUUGGAGAAUAACAGUUUAAAUUGUUAAAUUAAACAUUAAUUUGGUAUUGUGCCGCCUAAACAAGUUUGACAUUUCAAUUUCCAUGUAAACACACAUUGACAGCUUGCAUGUGUGCGUAGUGAUGUGAAAUUCUUGCGUUUAUCGAUUAGGUACCAAGAUAAUUUCAAGGACACUGUAUGAUAACUAAACUUUAGCUCUACGACUAUGGAUUCUAUUUUGGAUGGUAAAAGCACAGACACUCGCGAUUCGACUGGCUCGAAUCCGCUGUACAUAGCUGAUAAUUUAGACCUACCAGACGACACAUUUCGUAUGAGUUUAAACUACAUAUCUAUUGUCGGCGAGAAUGUUACUAUCGGGGAGCGCAAUUCUUCAAUUGAUACGGUCAAAGUACCAUCAACGCUAGGAGAACCUAUGACACCGUGUACGCCUUUGAUAGACCCAAUAACACCUUCGUUGCCUCUGGAAGGCCUCAUGACACCAUGUAACACUCCUGUGGCUGGCCCAGUAACACCCGAAAAGCCUAUGGAAGGCAUCAUACCGUCUACAACAGAAAAUAUACCCUCUACCUCGACUGUAGAGGGCACAGACAUACUUAAAAGUAGUACAGAGAAACAGGAACCAUCCAAACUUAACUCGGACGUUCUGAAACCACCUGUAGAGCGGGAAAACUCGGAGACGCCACCACGUGCUCGUUCCCCGCCAAUUUUAGAUACUCCAAAGCGCUGCGAAGACAAACAUAACUUACUAAAACUGUCCUUGACUAAAACAAUAGACGAUGGCUUCGUCAAACCAUCGCCUGUAUCAGAGGCCAUGUCUCCUGCAAAAAUGCUUCAAUUCGAAGUAGAUUAUGCACACAGCUCCACACCGACUAUGAAAAGAGCGAUAAUAGAUUUCGAUUUGCUGGAUAAAAACAAAAAUAAGGACUACUUUGACGAUGAAACUAAGCAAAUGAUGGACGAAAGUGGCGGGAAUGUUCCAUAUAAAGAAACACCUGUUAUUGUAAAAGCUGACACUGUGCGACAUGAAAUAGGGUAUGUGAAUCUGAAUGGUGCUACCAAAGUGGAUAUUACACAUUUCGACCUGCUCAAAGUCCUUGGAACGGGAGCGUACGGCAAGGUGUUCCUGGUGAAGAAGCGAUGUGGCAUCGACGAGGGGAAACUCUAUGCGAUGAAGGUGCUGAAGAAGGCUUCGAUAGUGCAGAAGUUGAAGACGGCGGAGCACACGCGGACGGAGAGACAGGUCUUGGAGGCGGUUCGCGCUUGUCCGUUCCUGGUGACGCUGCACUACGCGUUCCAAACGGACGCCAAGCUGCAUCUCAUACUAGACUACGUGGCCGGAGGCGAGCUGUUCACGCACCUGUACCAACGGGAGCAUUUCCAGGAGAGUGAAGUCAGGAUAUACAUCGCAGAGAUCAUCCUGGCGUUGGAGCAGUUGCAUAGGCUCGGCAUCAUCUACCGCGACAUCAAGCUGGAGAACAUUCUCCUGGACGCCGAAGGCCACAUAGUGCUGACCGACUUCGGCCUCUCCAAGGAGUUCUGCGGGGGGGAGAACAGAGCGUACAGCUUCUGCGGAACCAUCGAGUAUAUGGCGCCCGAGGUGGUGCGCAGCGGCAGCCAGGGGCACGAUAUCGCCGUGGACUGGUGGUCAGUCGGAGUGCUCACCUACGAGCUGCUCACCGGAGCCUCGCCCUUCACAGUGGAGGGAGAGAAGAACACCCAGCAGGAGAUCACCAAGAGGAUAGUGAGGUGCUCCUACCCCGUGCCCAACGACGUCAGCCCGGAGGUCCAGGACUUCAUCAAGAGACUGCUGGUGAAGGACCCGCGGCGGCGUCUCGGCGGUGGUGAGGGUGAUGCUGAGGAGCUGAAGAGGCAUCCGUUCUUCCAGAACCUCGACUGGAAGGCGGUAGAACGGCGCGAGGUGCCCGCUCCCUUCGUCCCUCCCCUCUCCCACGCGGCCGACACGUGCAACUUCGCCGACGAGUUCACCAAGAUGCCGCCCACUGACUCGCCGGCGCACGCGCCCAAACACCACGACAAGCUGUUCCUGGGCUACUCCUAUGUGGCACCAAGUAUACUGUUCUCCGAGAAUGUGAUAUCGGACCAGUUCUGGAUGCAAGCGACCGCCGAGCUGAAAGACAACCUCAAAGGAUGGGUGGCAAAGGACUCGCCCUUCUUCCAAAAGUACGCGGUGGAUCUCAGCUCGCCGACGCUCGGGGACGGCUCGUACGCGGUCUGCCGGAAGUGCAUAGAGCGAGACACCGGCAGGGAGUUUGCAGUCAAGAUAAUAUCUACCCAGAAGAAGGACGUGCGACUCGAAGUGGAAUUGCUGAGGCUGUGCCAGGGAUGUCCCUUCGUCGUCACGCUCCACGAGGUCAUACAUGACACGGCGUUCACGUACAUUGUGACGGAGCUGGUAUCUGGCGGCGAGCUGUCACGAGCGCUGCUCGCUUCACCAGCUGGCAUCGGCGAGCGAGCCGCGCGCCGGCUGAUGGCGCAGCUGGCGUUCGCCGUGCGCCACAUGCACGCGCGCCGCGUUGUCCACCGCGACAUCAAGCCCGAGAACAUCCUGCUGACGAGUUCGCGGGUGACGGAGGCUCGUGUUAAGGUGGUGGACUUUGGGUUCGCCCGCCGCCUGCCGGAUGAGGACCGCGCGCGCAUGAUGACGCCGUGCUUCAGUCUGCCGUACGCGGCUCCCGAAGUGGUUUCUCGCGCGCGCGGCGGCGGCGCGGGCUACGGCGCCGCCUGCGACAUGUGGAGCUUGGGCGUUAUAUUCUACUGGAUGCUGUGCGGGCGGGCGCCGUUCGAGCCGACGUCCAAGCGCGAGCCGGUCACCGCGUUCAUGGACCGCAUUAGGGCCGGCAGCUUCAGUGUCGACGGUCCCGGCUGGGAGAACAUCAGCUCCGCCACCAAGCGGUUGGUGACCGGGCUGCUGGCCGUGGAGCCCUCGCAGCGGCUGACCGUCAGCGAGCUGCUGGCGGCGCUGGGGCUCACCAGCGAGGAGGAGCACAACUUCAGACUGGCGGAUAUGACCAAAGCGGAGUUGUACAAGCGGCGUUACAAAAACAAGCAGCGACUAUCUACCGGAUCCGAACCUGGGACCUCACAGACGGAAGACAAGGAGGUAUCCCUACUCGAUACAAUUAGCAACCUGACAAGUCGACUCAACAAUAAGAACUCUAUAGACAAUGAUGUAGAACUCAUCAACGCUACCAUGAAGUCACCAGAAGAUAUGGAGGAUGACGAUAUACCAUCGGUGAAACCCGUCGAGAAGACAUACGGUAAGAACCGGUCUAAGCUAGAUGAUUAUAUCUAUAUAGAGAGCAGCCAAGGCCUAGAAGGUACCGAGGUUGCGUUCCCGAAGACGACUAGGAAAACUAAAUCUAAAUCACCGGUCCCGAGUAAAAGAAGGAAGAUUGAUACACGGUCAUCGAAGAAGAAUACCCCGGAGAAGAGUCCGGUCAAACGGGGUAGAGGACGACCAAGGAAAGUUCCAGAGGAGAAGAACACUAAUGAGUCGAUAGAGAAUGAUAAGACAAUUGUUACCCGAGCCACCAGAAAACGGAAACACGAAGAGACCGUGACUCCGGUGCUGAGAGAGAAAGGACAGAACGGGAGACAGAGUAGAAAGAGCAGCGAAGUAGAGAAACGUAAGGUGGUCAAAGCGAAACGGAACAUACCAAAACCGGAGCCAGAAACUCAGAAUGUUAGAAUCACCAGAUCGAGACGGAGAAGAAUGGAGAUCUCACUAUCACCGUCUGAGAUCAAGAAUGUAGUACCAAAUCUAUCUAUCGAGUCGGACAGACGAGUCAAGUCCGUAGAGAGUACCAAAUCAACCAAAAAUAAGAAGAUAAAAAAGACGAAACCCAAAGCCAAGAAGAACCCCGUCCGUGUGACCCGCGCUAGAAACAGAAGGUGAAUACGUUCCUAAGUGUUGCUAGCAGUAAAAACUAUGUGCAGUGUUGCUAGCGAUGACAAGACAAAUAGUGAUUUGCUUCGUCUAGUGUAGUGAAAGAAAUUAUUUAUUCAAAGAGUAAGUUAUAUACACUAUAGCGUUCCGAGUUCUAAAAUUUUUCGUUUUCGUCUUCGAUGAGUUAAUUUUUCUUUACCAUUAGUGAUAAUUUUUUGGUUAUUUAGAUAUUUAAAUGUAGCUUAAUGAGUGGGUGAGAAAUUUUAUGAGUUUUUGUCUCAAUUUAGUUCAAUGGCGCUUACGGAUGAUCAGCGAUUUAGUUGUUAGUUAAGGCUUGCGUUCUUUUCUGGUUUAAAAAUCCUAUGUCAAAUAUUAUCUGAUUAGAUAAAAAAAAACAGAUGGCUCAUGGCGCUUAGCCAGGCUGCUUACGUGCACAGGCAGGCGUGCGUCAGAUAAAGAAAUGGCGGCCCUGCUCAUAAAAUUUAUAAUAAAAUGGGACGCGUUUUAGUCAACUUAUAAACAAUUAUUCGUACAUUAUUAUAUUUAAUGGAAACAUACAGUGCUCAAAAUAUGUAUGGUAGAUGAUCUAAAAAUUAUAAAAAAUGUGUUCAGUUAUAAAAUAGUGUGUAGAUAAUUUAUUAAUUUCUAAAUUCUUCUAUUAUGGCUGCAUAAUACAAAAUGUUUUAUGCAGCCUUGUGAUGCACAAAUGCAGGCUACCGUAGACAUAAUAAGUCUUACUGUAGACAACUGCGCAAAUCAUAGUGUCAAUAGUGGUUUUCUUUUAUGGCUAGAGAUGGUCAAAUGCCCAUAGACUUCCUGUAAAAACAUCUAUAUACAUAGAUAAAUGGCCAUUAGCGCCAAAAAUUCCCAGGCGUUUCUCCAUUAAGUCGGGUUUACCUUCCUGACGCUAUAACUCUAGAACGCACGAACCGAUUUCCACAGUUUU